Pistacia vera is the source of this 750-nucleotide messenger RNA. Its product is annotated as serine carboxypeptidase-like 18. Gene Ontology annotation, molecular function: serine-type carboxypeptidase activity; acyltransferase activity, transferring groups other than amino-acyl groups. Lineage: Eukaryota; Viridiplantae; Streptophyta; Magnoliopsida; Sapindales; Anacardiaceae. The record is from RefSeq and is a predicted model, not a curated record. The transcript has 7 exons. Bases 40 to 750 code for a protein of 236 amino acids. Gene Ontology annotation, biological process: secondary metabolic process; proteolysis.
AGUUAGAUCAAUAGAAUUAUUUCUUCAUUUCUUGCAACGAUGGCAACACUGAAAGCAAACCCCUCUUCCAAAUGUUUCAAAAUUUGUUUCCAAGUGCUUCUCCUACUUAUUUUCUCUAUCAUUUUUGCUUCUGCAGGAAAUGUCAUCACCCAUCUCCCUGGUUUUGAUGGUGAACUUCCCUUCUACCUCGAAACUGGAUAUAUUGGUGUUGGGGAAUCGAAUGAGUCGCAAUUGUUUUACUACUUUGUGGAGUCACAGAGGAGUCCUUCACUUGAUCCUCUUAUGCUUUGGCUCACUGGUGGACCUGGUUGCUCCGCUCUCUCUGCUUUCUUCUAUGAAAGUGGUCCAGUUGCUUUUAAUUAUUCUAAUUACAAUGGGAGUUUGCCAUCACUCCAACUUAACCCUGAUACAUGGACUCAGGGCAUCAACAUUAUAUAUGUAGAUGCACCAGUUGGCACUGGUUUCUCUUACUCAACAACCCAAGAAAAUUACUAUCUUAAUGAUACAAAAUCUGCCGCACAAACCUACGACUUCUUGAGAAAGUGGCUCCUUGAGCAUCCACAGUUCUUAACAAAUCAAUUUUUCAUUGGGGGCGAUUCUUAUUCUGGCAUUUCUGUUCCAAUGAUAGUCCAACAUAUACUUGAUGGAAAGAACGAAGGAUUUAAGCCAACCAUAAACCUAAAAGGGUAUAAUUAUGGCUAUCUGCCGUUUGGGCUAAUGCUGAAAUUGUCCGAGAAGCUCUCCAUGUGA